GUAAAAAGACGCACAGUAGUUGGUCGGAUUAGAAUCGCGAUGGAUCAGUCCGUUAGCGGAUCGGACAUGAAUCUUACAAACGGCAGCACCGGUAUGGAUUCCGACGCGGAGUCAGACACCUACAGCGAGGGGGGAGACGUGGUGGGAGAUCUCAGCGCCGACAAGCUGGACCCGGCCGAAAGGGUCCUGUACGAGAAGCUGAAGCAGCAGGAGAGGGAGGAGAGGGAGGAGAUAGAGAGGGAGCUACAGGAGCACGAGGAGGCGCUGGUCCUGCACAACUCCCAGCUCCGCGCCAGGGAGAAGGAGAUGCACCUGGUACAGGAGCGCAUGCAGCAGCGGUCAGAGCGGGAGCUGGAUCUGAGCACUGGCGGAGCAAGGGGCGGGGUUAGUCUGCCGGGAAAACCCCCCGGAGUACCCACAGCACCGGCGUCCGUGGUGGGUGUGACGUCAGUGGCCAACACGAACGGGGGCUCUGUCGGAGGGGGUAGUGGUAUCAUUGACAGCAUGAGCAGCAGCAUUACAACAGGGAGUGUUGCUCCCAACGGGGCGGACAUGUUGAACAGUAUUAACAAUAACAACAACAACAGCAACAGUAACAACGGGAGUUGUAACAAAAACGGUAGCGGUAUCAGUAACAGUAACAAUAACAACAAUGUCGGCAGUGUUGGUAACAAUAAACCCAGCAACGCCAGUGGCGGCGGUAGCAGCAGCAGCUCCAGCACACCCUCGGUCGGCAGCAGCGGCGGUGGGGGCAGCAACAGGAUCAACAGCCACGGACCGCCGCUCCCGGAGAGCAACGGUGACGUCAUGGGAAAUAACAAACUAUCGGCGUUCCCCGAGGAUUUCCGCGCCCACCUCCACAACAGCGCCAACUUCUUGUCGUCGUUCCCCCUGGGCCACCCUCUGGCCCACGCCCACCUGGCGCUGGGCGGCCAUCUACUGGGCAGGGAGAUGAAAGGACUGGAGGCGGUCAACCCCUUCCACCCGCUCCUGCCUAAUCACAGCGCGUUCCCGAGCCCGCCGUCCCCCGUGGAGCGCUACCCGCCGGCCCCGACCACGCCCCACUCGCCCAUGGGGAGUUUGCAGCCUUCACCUUCACCCGAUGACCCCAACGGCGAGAACCGGUCACACAACUGGACGUUUGAGGAGCAAUUCAAACAGCUUUACAGUUGCAAGGAACCUAUACAAUUUCUCACUUUUUAUUUCUUCUCUCUUGUUCUUCUAGGAACCCCUGUCAACCGCAUCCCUAUCAUGGCCAAGCAGACCCUGGACCUGUACGAGUUGUUCCGCCUGGUAGUGUCCAAGGGUGGUUUGGUGGAGGUCAUCAACAAGAAACUGUGGAGGGAAAUCACCAAGGGACUCAACUUACCCUCCUCCAUCACCAGCGCCGCCUUCACUCUACGCACGCAAUACAUGAAAUACCUGUACCCAUACGAGUGUGAGAAACUCAAACUGAGCAAUCCUUCCGAGCUGCAAGCGGCUAUUGACGGAAACAGACGAGAAGGUCGGAGGUCAAGUUACGGCUACGACAUGUCCCCAGGUCCCACGCUGGUCCCCGCCAGCCACCCACUCAACGGCGGACUUAUGAACGGCAAGCUUGGCAGAACGUCUCCCAUGUCAUUUGAGAACGAACGUCCCGAUGUACGACAUCUUGCAAGCAGCAACGCCCAGACCCUGGCUUUGAACCCAGCCCUUAUGCCGCUCAGUCAUCACAUCUACAGCAGCAUGAUAUCUGAAAAGCUUCGACACGCUUCACCCAAUGACGGCCGGUCAGAGAUAGACACAUCCUUGGUGGUCAGCAUGGAGAUCAACGGCAUCAUGUAUCAGGGAGUCCUAUUCGCUCAGCACCCACAUCGGCUGGGCGUAGGAGUGUGAGACACAACACAACUGCCCCGCCCGACCCACCCCGUCAGACUACUUUGUCCAGAUUAUUGUAAUGAUAAGUGACACUGGCUCAACUUUGAUUUCGUCGAUGAAAACGCGAAACUUCGAUCGAAACUCGGGAAUUCGUGAAAACUCUACGCCAUGGUCCCCUGCCGGCGUGACUCUUGUGUUUCGGAAACUGUUUUGCAGACACGCAAUGGAAUGAAGUUUCUAUUUAUACAGACCAUAGUGUUAUGCUUGAAGGAAGAUGUGUUUCAGUUGGUUCAUACAUGUGUUGGUUGAAGAAUUUGAAAGCUGCAAGUGCUCUGAAUAAACUUUAAUAUUUGGAGUGUCGAUGGCUUUGAGUUUGUUUACAAAGUUUAGCUGAAGUUUUGUUUCGCUGAUAGGUGUAGUUAAAUCACUGUACGAUGCUGACACCACAGUGAAGUGAUGCACUCGAGCAGUUGGCGGGGUCGAUGAUUGGAAAAAAA
Aplysia californica (California sea hare) is the source of this 2354-nucleotide messenger RNA. RefSeq names its product AT-rich interactive domain-containing protein 1A. NCBI's taxonomy places the organism in Eukaryota, Metazoa, Mollusca, Gastropoda, Aplysiida, Aplysiidae. Gene Ontology annotation, biological process: regulation of transcription by RNA polymerase II. Gene Ontology annotation, molecular function: DNA binding. Gene Ontology annotation, cellular component: nucleus. The record is from RefSeq and is a predicted model, not a curated record.